CAGGCGGUCAGCGGGAUUCUACAACACGCUUUACGCUCCUUCAACAUCCAUCAAUUCAUUCACUCAGUCAUAGCCAUGCAACGACAAUGGGAACGGAUAUUUAAAAACUGCAAAGGCAAACAACAAAGAAAAGAGGUCACCAGGCGUAAAUUGACAAAUUGGGGCUUAUAUCGUGCUUUCAGGUUGUUUUCUGUUAUGAAAUGGACCAGAUCUUAGCCUAAUGUCGCGUGCUGCUGUCAGUCUGCUGCUGCUGUGGCCGCGUGCAGAUGUGGACAUACUAGUACAUUAGGCCAUUCACCCCGCGAGCUAUUGUCCCCUCCAUCCUCUUCCACUCCAUCCCCUCACUCGGGGCCAAACUGGCGUGUGCGUCCCUCCCCGGGUAUGUCUCUCCGUCUCUCCGCCAGAUGGGGCGGAAAACAGAAGCCAACUCUGGAGAGGGAUGUUUCCUUCCUCAGCCGUUUGUCCUACUGGUGGAUUUACAGAGUCGUUUCAGCGGGCCAUAGGAGGGGGCUACAGCUGUCGGACCUGUGUUGCCUUGGCGAUGAGGACUCAGCCCAGAGUUUAUGCUCAGCCCUCCAGCAGCAGCAGCAGCACCGGACGACAGAGGGACGGAGUCAUAGCCAAGAGUCAGGAGAGGAGGAGUCACUGGGUGGAAACACCUCCCACCCAGGUGUUCACCUGUCUGGCCCCGCCCUGCUGUGUCAUCUGUAUGGGUGGCUCCGCCCCUCACUGCUCCAGGUGACCCUGCUGAGGAUGACCUCUGACCUACUGGCCCUCCUGCCCCCUCAGGCCCUCAGGUGUGGUAUUCUCUACUGUGAGAACCAGCCUGUCUUUGAUUGGUCUGGACUUACCCAUGCCCUGGCACUGUUGGCUGCUGUAGUGUGCCAUGCCCUGGUCCAGCAGGUGUGUGAGCGUCACAGCAGGAUGACUGAGGUCAGAGUUCAGACAGCGCUGACUGGAGCCUUGUAUAAACAGGCCCUGUCCCGGUGCAGUAUUCCUGGGUGUCUACCCUCCCCUGCUCCAUCGUUAACCCCACUCCGGGCUGACGUUGGACGGUUAGCAGAGCUCCCAGUCUCCCUGUCUGCCCUGUGGUCUUCCUCUGUGCAGGGGACAGUGUGUGUGUGUCUGCUGUGGAGAGAGCUGGGUCCCUCUUCUCUGGCGGGACUAGCUGUAUUGUUACUGCUGGUACCGCUCACCUCUGCUGUACAACGCAGGGCAAGGCUAUUACAGAGAAGCCAGGAGAGAGUGAGGGGAGAAAGACAGCAGCUCGUGCAGGAGAUGCUGAACGGAAUCAAAACGGUGAAGUUGUUGGUCUUGGAGGCGUGGUUCCAGUGCAGAGUGGGCAUUGCCAGAGAGAAGGAGCUGGAGACGCUGAGGAUUCUGGGAUUCCUGACGGCCUUCUCCCUAUUGGACCGCGUCUGUGUGCCUUUCCUGGUGUGUGUGUCCAGUUUGGGUGUGUAUGUGCUGGUGGAUGAUGGUAACGUUCUGACAGCGUCUCAGGUGUUCACCUGUGUGUGUCUGUUCACACUGCUACGCUCACCUUUUAACCUACUGCCCUCCCUGGCACUGCACCUCACACAGACCUGGCACUCCCUCUGUCAUCUGGACCACUUCCUCUUCUCACAGGAAGUCUCUCACACAGAGAAUGGCACUCUUUCAGAAAAUGGGGUCAAGAAAAGCUGUCUCGAGGAGCACUCAGAUCGGUGCAGUAAUGAGACCUUGAGAGAGACAGAAGCAAACACUGUACCUCUGCCCAAACAUGGUGUGAGCAGUGUGUGUAUUCGGCUGUAUCUGCAUGUGUGUGGCUUGGGCUGGGUGUUGUUGACUGUAUUAUCCCAGGUGUGUGUUUGUGUGGUGGGUGUGUGUCAGACCGGUCUGUUAGCCGUGUGGACCAGACAGGCUAAAGAACUACAGGGGCUGGAGGAGUGGAGAGAACUACGAGACUCACGACUAUCUGUCUACGCUGUACUGGGGCUGCUGCAAGCUCUGUCCGUGUGCUGUGUAGCAUUAGCAGUAACUGGUGGUUCUCUGAAGGCGUCUGCCAGUCUCCACUCUGAGCUGCUCUUUGCUCGGCUCCGCCUUCCUCUCAGAUUCUACCAGAUCACGCCCUCUUCUCUGGUCCUGCGCAGCCUAUCACAGGAGAUGUACGUGAUUGACGAGCUAGUCCCCGCCAACCUCCUCUCCUGGCUCUCCUGUUGGCUGCAGGUGUUUGUGACAGUGCUGCUGAUUGGCUACAUCUCCCCUCUCUUCAUCCUGAUAGUUCCGGUGCUGACUUACCUCUUCCUCACAAUACAGUCAUACUACAGGUCAGUCUCGGGUCAGGUGAGGAGGAUGGUUUCAGACUCUGCCUCCUCUCUCUCAUCCCUCCUUUCUGAGUCACACAGGGAUGAGGUCACCAGUGGUAGUCAUGACGACCCCUUGACCCGUUGCUAUGGUGCCCUCAACGAGCACCUGGUGUGUCGCUACAACUGCAUUUUGUUGAACAGGUGGGUAUCAGUGUGGUUGGAUGCCUUUGCAGGACUGGUUCUGUUCCUGGUCUCUGUGACUCUACUGGACUCUGAGGUAGACCCCAGUACUGUAGGACUGGUCCUGACUUACACCCUCAGCCUGAGAGAGGUUCUUCAUCUCCUGGUCCAAGCAAGCUGUGGCGUAGAGAGCAGUGCUGGUGCCAUCCAGAAGAUGGACCAACAUGCACACAUGGAGAGAGAGCCCCCCUGGUCUGUGCCCUUUAGAGCACCCCCUAGCUGGCCAAAGGAGGGAGUGGUGGAGUUCAGAAGCUAUGAGACGGAGCUUAACCCAUCACCCGCUGAACUGUCUUUUUGCACCCGGACCAGAGAGAAGGUUGGUGUGGUGAGCAGAUCAGGAGCAGAGCUGGAUGCCAUAACCAGUUCUCUCUUCCGAUUGGUGGAGGGCCGAAGGGGCGUGUUGAUGAUUGACGGGGUGGACAUCUCUAGUGUGGGACUCCAUGACCUUCGCAGCCGGUUGGCGGUCAUAGCUAGGGUUCCAACUCUGUUCUCCUGUUCACUGCGCUCCAACCUGGACCCCUGGGGUUGCCAUGGGGAUGCCCAGGUGUGGCAGGCACUGGAGAGGUGCCACCUGAAGGAAAGGGUCAGCUUGCUGCCAGGACAGCUCCUCUACCCACUACAACACGGAGGGGCCGGGCUCAGCUCCAGUGAGAGGAGGCUGCUGUGUGUGUGUCGUGCCCUGUUGAAGGGCUGUGUUGUCCUGGUAGUGGAGGACCCUGUUCCCCCUGUAGACGUCCACACUGAGAGGCUGCUCCAGAGCAUCAUACACACACACUUCUCCCACUGCACCGGGCUGUAUCUAACACAGAACCCUGGGAACGUCACACACACUGACAGGGUGUUGGUGUUAGAUGGGGGACGUGUGGCUGAGUUUGACUGCGCCUCUGCUCUCCUCCAGAGGGGGGCACUGUUCUCCCAGCUGCUCUCUGAGACACAUAGAAACCAAGACACAGAAGAAGAGUGAAGAACGAGAGUGGAAGUUGGUAUUAGGAACAGAACUAGGAUCAUUUUACCCAUGAUCAUAAUGAUGCUGGACUAGCUGUUUGAGUUUGCUCAGUUGUUUGAAGCAUGGGGUUUCAACACCAGAGUAAUAACACCAGAGUUGUGGGUUUCAACACCAGAGUAAUAACACCAGAGUAAUAACACCAGAGUAAUAACACCAGAGUUGUGGGUUUCAACACCAGAGUAAUAACACCAGAGUUGUGGGUUUCAACACCAGAGUAAUAACACCAGAGUAAUAACACCAGAGUUGUGGGUUUCAACACCAGAGUAAUAACACCAGAGUAAUAACACCAGAGUAAUAACACCAGAGUUGUGGGUUUCAACACCAGAGUAAUAACACCAGAGUUGUGGGUUUCAACACCAGAGUAAUAACACCAGAGUUGUGGGUUUCAACACCAGAGUAAUAACACCAGAGUUGUGGGUUUCAACACCAGAGUAAUAACACCAGAGUUGUGGGACACUUUGGAUAAAAGCAUCUGCUAAAUGACCAUAUUAUUAUAUUACCAUGUGUUAAGUGCCCCUCGUAAGAGUAUCCUAAAGGGCUAUACAUUGUGAUGAGGUUACUUACCUCAUCCUCUACCAGCAGCGUCCAUCUUGGCUCAAUGGGGCUAUCUGGUUGCCGUGACUGUGAUGCUUUUGCAAUAUGGUCAAUGUGAAACUGAGUUAUAGAGGAACCGCAUGGACUGUGGCCAGGGCUUUAAGUGUACUCAGACUAUGUGGUGAUACAGGAUCAAUACUAAAAGUACAACAAAUACAGCACAGUAAGCACAGCACUCAAUACAUACAGCAAGUUUAUCUCAAUGACUGACACCAGCACAACAAACUACUGCCUGGACUACAGACUCUCUCUCUGUGUCUCUCUCCCAACCCCCUUCUCUUAAUUUGUUUGAUCUCUCGCUCCCGGUUAGGCAUAAAUCUGUUCUGAUUGAAGAGGGCUUUUAUUGACCAGGAUUAUCUGUCCAGCUCUGUAUCUACUGUUACGGGUACAUUCAGGCUUGGCCAGUACUGUUUAUACAAAAUCUGUACAAUGUAUACAAAAUGUAUUGUGUCCUUUUGAACUCAUUCUGACGAUGCAUGAUCAAUUGUAACUGAUCAUCGCUGUGUGUGUGUUUCUAAUGAACAUCAAAUGUUGAAGGUUCUAUUUUCUUAAUUCUACCCUGAGCUUUAAAAUGCAGUGAUUACUCAUAUCUAUAAUUACCAGAACCUCCGUGUGUGUGUGCUCUUGUUGAAGCACAGGACUGAUAAGUUUAAUUGGCAGGCUAAUCACUUUAACAAAGUACGACUAAUAACUGACUGUGGUAACCCACACACACUCUUCAGUGUGUGCGUGCGUGUCAUGUCUCAUCAUCGAAAAUGCACAAUUAAACACCGACGUCAAUGAAUCACA
Oncorhynchus mykiss (rainbow trout) is the source of this 4914-nucleotide messenger RNA. RefSeq names its product ATP binding cassette subfamily C member 13 (gene abcc13). The record is from RefSeq and is a predicted model, not a curated record. Gene Ontology annotation, cellular component: membrane. Gene Ontology annotation, biological process: transmembrane transport. Gene Ontology annotation, molecular function: ATP binding; ABC-type transporter activity. NCBI's taxonomy places the organism in Eukaryota, Metazoa, Chordata, Actinopteri, Salmoniformes, Salmonidae.